This is a messenger RNA of Colossoma macropomum (tambaqui), 8987 nucleotides long. It is a transcript of the gene rasgrf2a, whose product is annotated as Ras protein-specific guanine nucleotide-releasing factor 2a. Lineage: Eukaryota; Metazoa; Chordata; Actinopteri; Characiformes; Serrasalmidae. Gene Ontology annotation, molecular function: protein binding; guanyl-nucleotide exchange factor activity. The record is from RefSeq and is a predicted model, not a curated record. The transcript is spliced from 29 exons. Gene Ontology annotation, cellular component: plasma membrane. Gene Ontology annotation, biological process: Ras protein signal transduction; positive regulation of GTPase activity. Bases 349 to 4179 code for a protein of 1276 amino acids.
UAGCCUAGCACAUCCUCCCCACACCGCCGCGUAAACAGAGCUGUCUCUUUAAGUUGGUAUCAAAGCCGAUUACCGCUGAUCUCGGUCGUGAUUCUGUUUUUACCGUCUGUUCACUGCAUCUGUUUUUGUUUUACGAUGCUUUCCGGAAUAAAAAAAGCCCGUACAUGUGGCUGAAGUUGUUUUAAUUUUCUGGACUUAACCGGGCUCGCCGUUGUAAAAGCUGUAAGGGACUGAUUUAGUGUUUUAACGGUCCGUUUUGGACGGGUAACGUUGUCUGCGUUAGGCUAUCUCGACCACCGCUGAGGACCAUGGGCUUAUGUGACGCGGCGUGAGAGACCGAGCUGGAAAAUGCAGAAAAGUGUGCGGUACAAUGAGGGGCACGCACUCUAUCUGUCCGUGAUCGCGCGCAAAGAGGGAGUAAAACGCGGCUACCUGAGCAAGAAGACGGCCGAGAACAGCCGCUGGAAUGAGAAGUACUUCGCUCUCUACCAGAACGUCCUGUUCUACUUCGAGAACGAGCAGAGCGCCAGACCGACGGGGAUUUAUCUGCUGGAGGGCUGUACCUGCGAGCGGGUCCCCGCGCCGAAAGUGUCCGCCGUGGGGAGAGACAGCUCCGAUAAGCAGCAGCACUAUUUCCUGGUCAUCUUCGGCCAUGAUGGACAGAAACCUCUGGAGCUGCGAGCCGAAGAGGAUGCAGACUGCAGUGAGUGGGUGGAAGCUAUUCAGCAGGCCAGCUAUUCUGAUCUCAUUAUCGAGCGAGAGGUGCUCAUGCAGAAGUACAUUCACCUGGUGCAGAUCUUGGAGACGGAGAAGGUGGCGGCCAAUCAGCUCCGCACGCAGCUGGAAGACCAGGACACAGAGAUUGAGAGGCUCAAGGCUGAGAUUAUUGUCCUAAAUAAAGCAAAGGAGAAAAUGCUACCUUAUCAGUCCAAUCAAGAAGAGGAAGACCCUGACAUAAAGAAAAUCAAAAAGGUGCAAAGUUUCAUGCGUGGCUGGCUUUGUCGGAGAAAGUGGAAGAUCAUCGUACAGGACUACAUCUGCUCCCCCCACGCUGAAAGCAUGAGAAAGAGGAAUCAAAUUGUCUUCAACAUGGUGGAAGCUGAGACUGAAUAUGUGCUCCAGCUGUCCGUUCUGGUCAACUGCUUCCUGCGGCCGCUCAGGAUGGCCGCAAGUUCCAAGAAACCUCCCAUCAGUCACGAUGAUGUCAGCAGCAUUUUCCUGAAUAGUGAGACUAUAAUGUUUCUUCAUGAGAUCUUUCACCAAGGCCUAAAAGCAAGAAUCGCCAACUGGCCAACAUUAGUUUUAGCUGAUCUCUUUGACAUCUUGCUGCCAAUGCUGAACAUCUACCAGGAGUUUGUGCGGAACCACCAGUACAGCCUGCAGGUUCUGGCUAACUGUAAGCAGAACCGGGACUUUGACAAGCUGCUGAAGCAGUAUGAGUCCAAUGCUGCUUGCGAAGGCAGAAUGCUGGAGACAUUCCUGACCUACCCCAUGUUUCAGAUCCCACGAUACAUUAUUACACUCCAUGAGUUGCUUGCCCAUACGCCUCAUGAACAUGUAGAACGCAAGAGUCUGGAAUUUGCCAAGUCGAAACUGGAGGAACUUUCCAAAAUGAUGCAUGAUGAAGUGAGCGACACUGAAAACAUCCGCAAGAAUCUCGCCAUUGAGCGCAUGAUAGUGGAGGGCUGUGACAUCCUCCUGGAUACCAGCCAGACCUUCGUACGGCAAGGCUCUCUAAUUCAGCUGCCCUCUGCGGAGAAAGGCAAACUCAGCAAGGUGCGCUUGGGUUCGCUGUCUCUGCGGAAAGAGGGUGAGCGCCAGUGUUUCCUCUUCACCAAGCACCUCCUCAUCUGCACGCGCACAUCUGGUGGCAAGUUGCAUCUACUCAAACAAGGAGGCACACUGUCUCUGAUAGAAUGCACUCUUAUUGAAGAGCUAGAUGCCAAUGAUGAGGAUUAUAAUGCUGCAGGUCAAGGCUUUAGUCAUCUGGAGUUUAAGGUGGUGGUCGAGCCAGCAGAUGGUCCCUCCUUCGCUGUGGUCCUGCUGGCUCCAUCUCGCCAGGAGAAGGCUGCCUGGACCAGUGAUAUAAGCCAGUGCAUCGACAAUAUCCGCUGCAAUGGCCUGAUGACCAGUGUGUUUGAAGAGAACUCCAAAGUCACUGUGCCUCACAUGCUCAAGUCUGACAUCCGCCUACACAAAGACGAUGUGGAUAUUUGCUUUAGCAAGACGCUCAACUCUUGCAAGGUGCCGCAGAUCCGCUACGCCAGCGUGGAACGUCUUCUGGAGAGGCUGACCGACCUGCGCUUCCUCUCCAUUGACUUCCUCAACACCUUCCUGCACACUUACCGCAUCUUCACCACUGCUGCUGUGGUCAUGGACAAGCUGGCUGAUAUCUACAAGAAGCCUUUCACCUCCAUUCCUGUCAGGAUUCAGUACCACUCAUCUGAUCGUUUGUCCAUCUCCUCCAUCUGUCCAGACUACAGUCUGAAGAUCACAAGGCUCGCCCUGGACCAGUCCAAGUCUCUUGAGCUCUUCUUUGCCACUAACCAGGGCCCCUGGGGCAGCGAGCACCUGAACAACAAGUCCCCCCGACUGUCACGCAAGUUUUCCUCACCCCCACCCCUUUCCAUCCCCUCCCGCACCUCCUCACCUGUGCACUCCCGCAAGCUCUCGCUCAGCUCCCCCGUGGGAGGGGGGAAGACCGUAGCUUUGGACCUGUCAGCUGCCUCCUCGUCCUCUGCAGCCAGCAGUCCCACUUCCACCUAUAACCCAGUAAUCUCUUCCCCUCCACCCACAUGCACAAAGGCCCCCCUAGACCUGAGCCGGGGCCCAAGCUCACCUGAGCUGGCCCCCACUACACCGGAGGAGGGGGGCGAACUGCCACGCAUCGACGCCUUCUGUGGCAAGCUAAGGAGGAGCAUUCGUCGGGCUGUCUUAGAGUCUGUGUCAUUGGACAAGUUCAUCCCAGAAACACCCACUUCUGUUGAGGCGGGAGACAUGUCCCCAUGCCGCUCGCCAUCCACUCCUCGGCACCUUCGUUACAGACAGGCAGGAGGUCAGUCCACUGAGAAUUCACGCUGCACCAUGUCCCCCGCCUCCGCCUUUGCCAUUGCCACAGCUGCAGCUGGACACAGCGGCCCGCAAGGUUUCACCAACCUGGAGAAAUCAUACGACAAGGAGUUCCUCAUUCGCAGGGCCGCCACAAAUAGGGUGCUCAAUGUUCUGCGCCACUGGGUUUCCAAGCACUCACAGGACUUUGAUAUGAAUGGUGAGCUGAAGACUGGGGUGAUUACUCUGCUGGAGGAGGUGCUGAGAGAUCCUGACCUGCUGCCUCAGGAGAGGAAAGCCACAGCCAACAUUCUAAGUGCCCUUUCUCAAGAAGAACAAGAUGACUCCCAGCUUAGAAUCGAAGAUAUUCUCCAAAUGGCCGAAUAUCCAAAAACAGAGUGUUUUGAGUCCCUCUCUGCCAUGGAGCUUGCUGAGCAGAUCACCUUGCUUGAUCACAUCGUAUUCAGAAGUAUUCCUUAUGAGGAGUUUCUUGGUCAAGGUUGGAUGAAAGUAGACAAAAAUGAGAAAACUCCAUACAUCAUGAAGACCAGCCAGCACUUCAAUGAUAUGAGUAACCUGGUAGCUUCUCAGAUCAUGACCCACACGGAUGUGAGCUCCAGGGCCAGCUCGAUUGAAAAAUGGCUGGCAGUGGCCGAUAUCUGUCGCUGCCUCAACAAUUACAAUGGGGUGCUGGAGAUUACCUCUGCUCUCAAUCGCAGUGCCAUCUACAGACUAAAAAAGACCUGGGCUAAGGUCUGCAAGCAGACAAAAGCACUUAUGGACAGACUGCAGAAGAUAGUAUCAUCUGAAGGGAGAUUUAAAAACUUGAGGGAAACCCUAAAAAAUUGCAAUCCACCAUGUGUACCCUAUCUGGGAAUGUACUUAACAGACUUGGCAUUUAUUGAGGAGGGUACCCCCAACUUCACAGAGGAAGGGCUUGUUAAUUUCUCUAAAAUGAGAAUGAUUUCUCACAUCAUAAGAGAGAUACGGCAGUUCCAGCAGGCUCCCUACAGGAUAGAACACCAACCCAAGGUGACACAGUUCCUGCUGGACAAAACCUUUGUUAUGGAUGAGGACACUCUGUACGAAUUGUCUCUAAAGAUCGAACCAAGGCUUCCUCCUGCCAACUGACAGCUGACACAUUGUAGAGCUUCUUGUCUGCGUAGAAUUGUCCCCAGUUUGCCAGACACCAGUGAACACUUAUCUAAGUGUGGGCUUUGAGUAAGGUACUAGUACAUGGCCACCAGAACCAUGUGGGCAGGUGGGCAUUUGACCCACCACUUUUCAAAGUACUGGAGCGACGACUCACAUCUUUUUGAUUGAGUUCAGGACGCAUACAUCAAAAAGAAACUAAACUACAUGGAGCGCUGACUGACACAAACAGAGAGUCAAACUCAUUAGCAGAACCAGUCAAAAUCUCCGUUUCAGCUCGGAGGUGGGACAUUUCCUAGACAGUAAAUCCUUCAUGAGUUCAUGUUCAGUGAGAGGAGCUGCAGCUCACUGAUCUGGUAAAAAACAUUUUACUGCGAAAUACAAACUAAUGCACUGGGUCAAAGUUUAUGUUACUACGCAAUGUGAAUUCAUUAAAUGUCAGUUUUAAUAUUUAUUACUGCUACUUUGCUAUACAAAGGUCGCUUUCGCACCUACCUUGUUUAACAUGGACCUAUCGAACGUUUUCUUUAAUUCAGUUUGACGUGUGAACACCCGUAUUCAGGGCCAUACCAAAGAACUGAACUUUGGACUGGUAACCCCUGCUUGAGUUCACUGCGUCUUUACAAUGGUCUAUACCAAACUAAUUCAACAUCAGAGUGUGCUAUUCUCAGUGCACAUCAGUGCUGUACUGUCCAUAUAAUUUGCCUUUUUUAACGUUUUACUCUUUACAGACUGUCAUAUAGUUCCUGCAGCAUGAACUGCUGUUAAUAAGGGCAGAUGGGCAAUAAAAUAAAAUUUAGGCAUUGCAGAACAUUUUUUUUCCUGAUUUGGUACAUUCAAAUUGGUAAACCUAAAAAGAAGCAGAUAUCAAAUAAAGUAUAUUGUUAUUCCUUUGUUUUGUUAUACACAAAGAUAUUAGGCAUUUCUAUAUUAUUUUAUCUGUUUCUAUUUUUCUAUUUUCAUGUUAGUGAUCGCGUCUCUGCAAAACUCUUGACCAAUAAAUGAACAUCCCCUGUAUGUAAUUUGAUCUACUUUAGUAGUUGCAGUGUGAAACCAACCAAACCAAAUGAAAUAGAAACUAAAAUUUUAAUGAUUAGGUUUAUAGAGACAUGUUAUUAACAAGACAUGAAAGCUAGUUUUAGUUACUCAGUCAGUGACCUGGUUGCAGUUUAUUUUUGUUUGUUUUGUUUUUGUUUUUGUUUUAUUUUGCCCCACCACCUUUUAGAGUUUGUUCUAGUUUGUACUAGUGCGACCAAGCACACACAUCGUGGCAGCAACAAGAAAACCAUGGCUGUCAUUCCAGUUUAUGGAGUGAAGACGUCAGCGCCAUAGGAACAUUUUUAUACAUUAGUACAGAGACGUCAUAAAGCCAGUAUCCCUCAGCUUUGUAAGAAGUUACUGUAAAUCCAAAUUAUAAAAUAUAGAUAGAACAUAAAGACAAAAGACAAAUAUUCUUUUUACCUGGUUGUUAUGGAUGUGUAUUGAAGUUAAAUUAUUGUUAUGUUUAAUCACAUUACUCAGGUCAUAAUGUGCCUUUAACUAAAUGCAAAAUAUCUGAUUGACCGUUUUUUUACGGAAGGACAGAUUUAGGAUACGCUUGAAAACAUGAAGUAGAAUAUAAUUAAGAAAUGCCGAAACACGACGGUGGUAUAGCAUGACUGGGCUGGACUUCAUGAAGAACGCGAUAUUGCACCGUUGUUGUUAAACCUGGCCGAGCAAGCGUUCAGUAUGGUGGAGUAUACUGAAAUAAGAGACAAUCUUUAGGGUUAAACCCUGCAAAGCACAUUUAUCCUGUAAAUACUGUUUAAAAGUUUGGAAUCACAUCGUUUUCAACCAUUUAAAAAAACAGUGGUUGUAGAUAAGAAUAAAAUUGUUCUAAUAUGCUCAUCCUGUGCAACAUUCCAGGUUCAGAGAAUUAGUAAUUAUAAUAAAAAUAAAGUAUUUUAUUUUCAAAUGUUUAGAGCACCCAAGGACACUGUAAAAAAUUUAAAAGAAAAACAAUACAAUUCUAAUCAUUUUUACAGUGUUGUCACAAUUGUAAAAUGUAGAAUCAUUAAAAUCACAGCAAAAGUACAAACAAGAGGUCAUUUCAGUAGUCCAAGCGAAAAAAGAACAAAUGCAUGUAAAAGCUUUUCAGCUGAUGAUACAGCUGAGACGGACAAUGUUUCUAAGGUAAGAAAACAUUGUUGUAGUAAUACUAUUUAUGUGUGGUUGAAGUGAGAGACAAGGAUCAAAUAAAAUCCCAAAGGUUCCAAACUACACUAGCAGCAUGUAGGGUGGUUCCAUUAAAAUACCUGUGGAAAUCACUGCUUCUAUGAGAUGUGGGAAAACCCAGAGGCAUAGCCUCUGUCGUUUUGCUAUUAAACGUACAGCCCACUUUCCAAAAAAGUUGGGACGCUGUGUAAAAUGUUAUUAAAAACACAAUGCAAUGAUGUGUAAAUCAUUUAAACCUGAUUUAUAUAUAUAUAAACCCUAUGUGGGACAUAUUUACCACUGUGCUGCAUCACGUUUUAUUUUAACAACACUUGUAACACUGUAAGUGUCUGGCAACUGCGGAGUCCAGUUGCUGAAGUUUUGAAAGUGAAAUGUUUUCUCAUUCUUAAUAUAGGAUUUAAGUUGCUCAACAGUCCAGGGCCUCCUUUGUCAUAUGUUCCGUUUCAUAAUGCACAAAAUGUUUUCAAUGGGUGAAAGGUCUGGGCUGCCAGGAGGCCAAUUUAGCUCCCGGACUCUUUUACUGCAGAGCAAUGCUGUUGUAAUACAUGCAGAAUGUGGUUUGACAUUGUCUUGCUGAAAUAAGCAGGUUUUCCCUGAAAAAGAUGCUGUCUGAAUGUCAGCAUGUUUAUCCAAAACCUGUAUGUAUAAUUCAGCGUUAAUGGUGCCUUGACUGAUGUGUAAGUCAUCCAUGUCAUGUGCACUAAUGCACCCCCAUACCAUCAUGGAUGCUAGCUUUUGAACUGCAUAUGGUAGAGUUUUAACUUGCAUUUGUAGAUUCAUUGACAAACUGUUUUCACAGACAGUGGUUUUAAGAAGUGUUCAUGAGCCCGUGCAGUGAUUUGCACCACAGAAUCGUGUUUGUUUUUAAUGCAGUGCUGUCUAAGGGCCCAAAGAUCUCAGCCAUCCAAAAUUGGUUUUUGGCACUUGCAGACAGAGAUUUUCUAUGAUAUUACGUGCCGUAGAUGAUGAAAUUCCCACGUUCUUUGCUAUUUUACUUUGAGAAACAUUAUUUUUGAAUUGUUACACUAUUUGCCCACUUAAUCUUUCAUAGAGUGAUGACCCCCUCCCCAUCUUCUGAAAGACUCCGCCUUUCUGGGAUGCUCUUUUUAUACCCAAUCAUUUUACUGACCUGUUGCCAAUUAAGGUAAUUAGUUGUGAGAUGUUACAUCAGGUGUGUUUUUUAGCAUUACACAACUUUACCUUUUGUUGCCCUUGGUUUCAGCAUUUGCUAUGUCGUCUUUGUGCUGUUUUCAAUUUUAUACAGGUUUUAAAUGAUUUACACAUCACUGCAUUCUGUUUUUAUUCACAUUUUGUGUCCCAACUUUUUUUUGAAAUGGGGUUGUAAGAAAAUUACUGUUCAUCUUUGUUUUCACCUCCUGGAGACAGUCUGAAACAGCUGGAGGUACAAGUAGGUCAGUAGGCUUUACAUGGACAUAGAUUUGGGUGUCAUCAGCAAAAGAAUGAUAUUCAUCACGCAUCAGAAUUCAUUAUAUUUCAGAAGUGGAGAUCAAAUCUCUAGGCAGAUAUCUUGACCAAAAAUAUUGUACAUAGAUAAUUACAGUAUAUUAUUAAUUAACUUUUUGUUCACAAAAUUACUGAAACAUUGAAUAAAACAUUUAAAAAUACCUUUUGACAAAUACUUUAUAAUAUUUAAAAAUGGUAUAAGAUUCUUUGGUACACAAAAUAACAAAAAAUUGUUGAUAUGGGAAGUGAUUCCAAACUUUUGAAUGGUAGUGUACAUUUGCGAUGAUAACAUAUUUACAUAUUGUUUACCUGAUUUCAGCGAUGACAAAUAAUUGAGAAUAGUUAAACGUUUUCAUGAUAGCAGGCUGAAUUUUGGGCCGUUAUACAAAAUCUCUGCUUUAAUUUAGCAUGUCUGUUUGUUUAUAAAAAUAUUUUAUAGUUUUGUGCAUGUUGUUUGAAUAGCAUGUUGUGUUUACUUUAAUUGCAGUUUGAUCCUUUAUUCAAAAAUACUAACUUACCACUGAUUAUUAUGAAAGCUCUUCCUAAUUGUGAAACAACUGUAGCAUACACACUUAUGCUGUCCACAGGCAAAGCAAAAUGUGAAUGGAUUUACUGUAUCAUCUGAAAAAAGACAGAAGAGAAACCUCUGGCAAUACUUUAGGUUUCAAAAUGAUAACAAGUAUUUAUGGAUCAUAUGUUUGACACUUUUUUUCACUGUAAAGCAUUCUCUCCUUUUUUUGUUACAAAUUGAAAUUUUGAUUCAUGCAAAUAAUUUAAUUAGUUCAGCAAAAGGUGUGCAUUAGCAUAUUUAUUAUUUAUUUACCUAAUAUUUGUUUAUUUGUUUAUUACUUGUAAAAUAUAGAGAAAGAAUUUUAGCACAUCCUGUGCAAUAUAAUUGCUUCUGUUUUUGUACAGUUCUGCAGAGUUGUAUGUGAGCCAAUGCACAGUCAGUCAAUGGAGGUGCCUAAUAGACUCCAAGUCUUCACUUUUAUACAUGUUAUUACAUUAACCUAAAUGGUUUUUUUUUGGGUUUCCAUAGGCAUCCACACAAAUGUACACGUACUCACAAUAUAGGCAUUGUAUUUGAAAUAAAAUAUCUUCUAUCAUUA